Messenger RNA from Juglans microcarpa x Juglans regia, 1392 nucleotides. Its product is annotated as MADS-box protein SOC1-like. Gene Ontology annotation, molecular function: RNA polymerase II cis-regulatory region sequence-specific DNA binding; DNA-binding transcription factor activity, RNA polymerase II-specific; protein dimerization activity. Gene Ontology annotation, cellular component: nucleus. The record is from RefSeq and is a predicted model, not a curated record. The transcript is spliced from 7 exons. Bases 654 to 1331 code for a protein of 225 amino acids. Gene Ontology annotation, biological process: positive regulation of transcription by RNA polymerase II. NCBI's taxonomy places the organism in Eukaryota, Viridiplantae, Streptophyta, Magnoliopsida, Fagales, Juglandaceae.
UCCAAAGCCUCUAUUCCUCUGGAAUGUUCACCGGAUGGAGAAGUGGACGUUCUCUGUCCACGUUGCGCCAACAUACGGGAAAGGCACCAAGAUUUCCAUGCCUCCAAAAGAAAGUUUUCACAGGUUUUGGCAUAUAUCCCUGUUUUUCUUUAUUUGGGAGGUUUCCAUUAUUUUCUUCCCUUGUGUUUUACCAUAAAAAGAAAGAGAUUAGGUUCUUUCAUUUUUCUAAUCGGUCUUUCUUUAAUUAUUUAUAAGUAUUCUAGGGUUCUAGCAAGUUGCAAGUUAAUCUUUAUCAAAAUGAAAGGCAGUUAUGGUGAUCAAAUCAAUCAAUCAGUCUCGUGGGUUAUUUUUUCUCUGAAAUUUUUCGACCUGGGUUUCUGAGAUUUUCUCCUCUUUCUUGGCUGCUUGAGAUCUUCCUGGGAUAUUAUUGUUCUUUCUUUUUUUUACUACUAUUCUUGCCUAGAUUUCCUCAACCCUAUUCUAUUUUUGGAAACCGUAUCUCGGUCUUACAUAGUAGCUUGUAAUCUUUGAUUUUAGAUCCACUGUCCAUUAGUUUCAGUUCAGUUUUCCAUACAACCUACAACCUUUUCUUUUCUGGGGUUUUCCCGGAAUUCAUUUUUUCCUUUCUAAUUCUUGGCCUGGAGGUGCCGGAAAUGGUGAGGGGGAAAACUCAGAUGAAGCGCAUAGAAAAUACAGCAAGCAGGCAAGUAACCUUUUCAAAGAGAAGAAAUGGGCUGCUUAAGAAGGCCUUUGAGCUAUCUGUUCUAUGCGAUGCUGAAGUUGCACUGAUAGUUUUCUCUCAAAGUGAAAAGCUCUAUGAGUUUUCAAGCUCCGGUGUAAGCAAGACAAUAGAGCGGUAUCGGAAGAGAACCAAGGUCGACGAUUUAAUUUCUAUGGGAGUAUCAUUCCAUAAUAAUGCAGGGAGUAUCACCGGCAAAUCUCAAGAAAAUUUGCAGCAUUUGAUCAAGGAAGAUUAUAACAGUGUUAGCUUGGCAAAGAAACUCGAGAUUCUUGAAGUAUCCAAACGAAGACUCGCUGGAGAAGGUUUGGAAUUAUGUUCAGUUGAUGAGCUGCAAGAGGUAGAGAACCAGUUGCAGAGAAGCCUUUGUAAAAUCAGGGCAAGAAAGAAUCAAUUAUUUACGGAGCAGGUGGAGCAGCUCAGGAAAGAGGAGAGAUGCCGACGGGAAGAGAAUGCAAAGUUACGUCAGAAGUGUGGGAUGCAGCCAGUAGUACAUGACCCAAACCACUGGUCAAGCAAACAGCAAGAAGUUCUCCACGCAAGUAGUUUGAACGUGAUAACGGAUUUGUUCAUAGGACCACCCAAAAGAUAAUUAAAAAAAAAAAAAAAGGUGGUCACUACCUAUAUAUAUAUAUAUAUAUAUAUAUAUAUAU